Gryllus bimaculatus (two-spotted cricket) is the source of this 375-nucleotide messenger RNA. The record is from the annotation of a GenBank genome assembly. NCBI's taxonomy places the organism in Eukaryota, Metazoa, Arthropoda, Insecta, Orthoptera, Gryllidae.
AUGCGCCCUCGCGCGCUCGCGUGCAGCGGCGCUGCCUCCCCUCCCUGCGCACUCCCCGCCCCUCCCCUUCAAAGCCGCUGCCUCCGCCGCGCGCCGCCGGCCGAGCCGCGCUGCUCACGCCGCCAGUGCGUCCCAGCGCGCCGGCUCGCUCGCCCGCCGCCCGCCCGCUGCCCGGUUGACGGCUGCCCCUGCGCCGAGAGGCAUGCCGCUCGCGAUCGCGAUCGUCCGUUGUUGCUGCCGCCGGCGCCGCGCGUGAGACUUCGGAGCUGCCCCUGCCCUAGGGCUGCACUGCGACGCGCUCUCCGUAAAUUGAAAGGUAGGCAGAAAAAUACCAUUUCUUAUUUAAUUAGUUUUUUAUUUGAAAAUUGGUUUUAA